AUGUGGUUGUCUACUAGAAAGGACCAUCUCGACGAUGGAGCUCCACCGAACAGAUCUCCAUGCGUUUCAUUUGGAGGAUUUUUUAACAACUCGCUAAGAGCCGGAUUCGGAUUACAACUUCUCGCACUUCUUGCUUUAAAUUUUGUAUACUACAGCUACAACGGAAAGGGAGUAUUCAGUUUCGAUGUGUCUGGCGUGCCAGAAGAGACGAGACUCGACCCCUCGUUCAGGUUUUACAUGGCCGCAGGAUCAUUGGUGUAUUUGAUGGGAUCACUCAGCUUGGUCUUCUUCCAGGUUCUUCUCGCCGACGAUACAUGCUGGGCUAGGGGAUAUCGCUCCGGGUCCAAGAUAUUGCGUCUGGCGACAUUUUUGGACACCGUAAGCGCAACUCUCCAGUUUAUCUUCUACCUGUACAUGUCAAAGUUCUACAGCAAGAGGUGGUACAACCACCUUAACGAGGGAGGCAGCGAGCUCGUCUUCUUGGUCUUUACGAGAAACAUACACGCAGCAGCCUGCCUGCUCUACGGUGUGGCCAGUUACCUUUUGGAGGUGUACCACGACGAGGGAGCAGGAGACCUCCACGCAUACCUGAACGGAGUGUUGUUUGUGGCAACGGGAGCAGCAGAAAUGGCAGUCUUGCUCUUCAGAGUAAAUGGAGUGUACACACCCUUCCUGUUAGUGGCACUUGCGGCAGUCACCCUCUGGGCCUUCUACUUUGAGCCUGAAGUCAAUUUCGUGUCCCCGACGCUCAAGGAGACUGAGCUGACGAACGACGUGGAGCAGCAGGUUGAGAAAUUCACAAGGCUGACUCCGACAAGUCAAGUGCCAUACUACUAA
Molecule: messenger RNA, 837 nt
Organism: Theileria orientalis strain Shintoku
Lineage: Eukaryota; Apicomplexa; Aconoidasida; Piroplasmida; Theileriidae
Exons: 3
Coding region: 1-837 (278 amino acids)
Source: RefSeq, a predicted model, not a curated record